AUGGCAGCUACCACCGAGGCCGCAUCGGAGAAAUUCUCGCAGUCCUCCACCAAACCCAUUGAGAACGGCAGCACCGAGCACGCGACCAACGAAGAAAACGAUUCAGCUACCAAUGGCGCUGCCGAAGAUACAGUCAAAGAGGAUGGAGAGAACACAGAGGUGGUGCAGCCGCCAGAUCAGGUGUUCCAGCUCACAAUCAAGUUGCCGCAUACACCGGGACAAACACAGAUCAUGGUCUCGAGUCAAGAGCAAGUCCAGGACAUCAGGCAAUCGAUAGUAGAUACACCGCACACGUUCCAAUAUUCGUGCUUCCAUCUCGAGCACCAAGGCAAGCGGAUCAAUGACUUUGUCGAGUUGUCCGAGGUUCCAGGCAUCGUCUCGGAUCCAGUAUGCCAACUUGUGGAGGAUCCAUACACUGAGGCACAGGCGCGGAUGCACGUUGUGCGCGUUCGAGAGUUGAUCGGUGCUGCGGGCGAUCGUACGGACUUGGUGACGGGUAUCGACGCUGGCGCAAGCUUGUGUGAUUCUGUGGAGUUGCAGGGCAGCAAGUCGGACAAGGAGGAGGCCAACCCUGUAGCUGGCUACAACCUUAAUGCAGCAGGCUCUGUCUCAACGCUCCUACCACAAUCCCGCGAACCCGCACCGAAGACCAUCAAGAACAUUUCGCUCUCGCCAUGGAAUUCACCACCGUACCACCUGCGAUCACGAGGACACCUCCUCUACCUUCUGGUAACGACAAGCGAGGGCGAACAAUUCCACAUCACAUCUCACGUUUCUGGCUUUUACGUCAACAAAUCAUCCAGCCACAAAUUCGAUCCAGCACCUCGAACAUCGCCCAGAGCCGUCAAGGCACACUCUCUCGUGAACCUGCUCGGCCAAAUCUCACCAUCAUUCGAGUCUUCUUUCCAGCGUCUGCAGGAGUACAACGGACAGAGGGAUCCUUUGGCGUCUUAUCAGUUGUCUAACAGCAUUCCGGCGGCACCAUGGAUGGUCUCUGCUUCCUCUGUCCAGCAGCACCAGGCUGACAUCACCCGCACUCAGGAGACAUACCUUCUUGGCGGUGCGGACAAUGCCGAGACUCUUCGAGACUGGAACGAGGAAUUUCAAUCGACCCGAGAGCUGGCAAAGGAGACUGUCCAAGAUCGUGUUUUCCGUGAGCGACUUACAAGCAAGCUCUUCGCAGAGUACAACGAAGCUGCUGUGCGUGGUGCGUGUCUUGUCGCGCGAGGCGAGAUCCAGCCCUUGAAUCCCACCGAGGGAAGGGACGCCCAAAUCUUUGUCUACAACAACGUUUUCUACUCGUUCGGAGCGGACGGUGUUGGUACUUUUGCGAGCGACGGCGGUGACGAAGCAGCAAGAGUGGCGACUGGAAAGGAUGUCAAAGGCGUGAGAGCUGUGAAUCAGCUGGACAUCAAGGAUCUCUUCACACCUGGCACCGUUGUCGUCGAUUAUCUGGGAAAGCGUGUUGUAGGUCAGAGUAUCGUUCCGGGUAUCUUCAAACAACGAGAGCCUGGCGAGCACCAAAUCGACUACGGUGGUGUCGAGGGCAAGGAUGUGAUUGCAACACAUGAUGCGUUCGUCCAGCCCUUCAACGAGCUCAGCAAGGCCAUGCGGGUCAAGCGACAUGCUGUGUGGGACAAAGAGUCUAAGAAGCAUGAUCUCGAGGCCAGUGUUGAGACCAAGGGACUCCUGGGAACCGAUGGGCGAAAGUACAUUUUAGACUUGUACCGAGUCACUCCGUUGGAUAUCGCCUGGCUGGAGAAUCACCGAGGCGACGACCAGACCGACGAGAACCGUUACCCGCAUCGCAUGACUGUCAUUCGGCCGGAGCUUGUGGAGUUGUACCGAGUAUCGAAACUGCGGGAUUACAUCACACAGGAUCUUGAAAAGAAGAGGAUCGAAAGGGAGGCCGAAUCCAAGACAAAAGCUGUGACCAAUGGCGAGGAAAAGACCGAUGCUGAGACGAAUGAAGAGUCCGAGAACAAAACGGACGCAACAGAGCAGAAGCCGCAGGAGUCUGUCGACUUGUCUGGCUUCUCCUUCUCGCUGAAUCCAGACGUGUUCAGUGGGCAGCAGCCGCAGACGGAGGAGGAGAAGCAGGAGUGGGCAGAAGAUGAAGCCCGAGUCCGCGAGGUUUGCGCGUAUCUGACCACAGAGGUCAUACCACGACUGGUUCGUGAUCUGCAAGAGGGCGAUGUUGGAUUCCCUAUGGAUGGGCAGAGCAUGGUCCGUGAGAUGCACAGACGAGGCGUCAAUGUCCGUUACUUGGGAGAGAUCGCGCGCCAGUGCGCAGAGAAGGGUGACAACAACAGACUGCAUGCAUUGAAGCAGCUCUGCCAGCAGGAGAUGGUCAGCCGUGCAUUCAAGCAUGUCUGCAACAAGCGAUUGCGAAGCUUGCCGCCAUGCUUUGCGCAGAGCUGUGUCGCGCACAUGCUCAAUUGCUUGUUGGGCACAGGGCUGAAUGCCUCGCCAAAGGCCGAAGUCGAGGCCGAGCUGAAGUCUUUCUACCCAGAGGCCGACUUCGACUUCGAAAAGGUCAACCCAGCAGGACUCGACAAGGAAAUCAGACGCCAGGUCGCACUGCGUUUCCGAUACGAGAUUCAAGGCGACAUCGUGCAGGACAACAAGCAACCACAGUUGCUCCGCGAGGUCGCUAAGAAGAUGGGUUUCCAACUCGAGGCCACGGAGUAUCAAUACACCAAGGAUGCUUUGUCCUCCGAGCCCGCUCUCCAGGAGAAGAAAUCUUCAGACUCACUGGUUGUUACAAAUGGAAACGAAGGCAGCAAGAAGGGAAAGAAGGGUAAGAAGGGCGAUAGUCCUUCUAACCGCAGUGUUGCAAACUCUCCUGCGCCAAUAGUUGCAACCUUCCACCCUGAGAACAUUCUCAACAUUGUGCCGAUCGUCAAAGAGGCAUCGCCACGCAGCGUGCUUGCGGAGGAAGCAUUGGAUGCCGGCCGCAUGAGCAUUCAACAAGACCAGAAGGAGCUCGGCCAGGAACUGCUUCUCGAGAGCUUAAGCCUUCACGAGCAGAUCUACGGUAUCUUGCAUCCCGAGGUCGCUCGUGUAUAUUACGCUUUGUCGACUUUGUACUAUGGCCUUGACGAGAAGUCGGCUGCAGUCGAGCUCGCAAAGAAGGCUGUUAUCGUGUCGGAGCGGACUCUGGGUAUUGAUGAUGCCGAGACUGUCCUCGCAUACCUCAAUCUGAGCUUGUUCGAGCACGCCGUUGGCAAUACUCGCCAGGCUCUGGCCUAUGUCCGCCACGCCUUGAACCUGUGGAAGGUCGUCUACGGCAUUCGCCACCCGGAUUCCAUCACGACCAUCAACAAUGCCGCAGUGAUGUUGCAAACGCUCAAGCAGUUCCGCGAAUCUCGCAUCUGGUUCGAAGCCUCCCUCGAGAUCUGCGAAGAGGUAUCCGGCAAGUCGUCGAUCAACACCGCCACGCUCCUCUUUCAGCUCGCUCAGGCUCUGGCUCUCGACCAAGACAGCAAAGCCGCCGUCGUGAAGAUGCGCGAAAGCUACAACAUAUUCAAGUCAGAGCUCGGACCGGACGAUCAAAACACCAAGGAAGCCGAAUUAUGGCUCGAGCGUUUCACCCACUCGGCCGUCAACCAGGCCAAGCAAGCGAACGCCCAUGCCAUGCUGCAGAACCGCAAGACGUUGCUCACUAAGGGUCGCAACCCUUCGCGCGUCACGUUGGGCACGAGGCCGCAGCCACCAGUUGGCCAGUCUGCUACUGAGGUCACACAGCCUGCGACGAGUACGCCUGGGGCAGGGGGCAUUGAUCAGAGAAACGUGGACGAGUUGUUGAAGUACAUCAAUGGCGAAAGCGCCAAGCAGUCGCCGAAGAAGAAGACGGCGAAUCCGAAGAGGAGACAGCAGAGGGCCUAA
Molecule: messenger RNA, 3888 nt
Organism: Zymoseptoria tritici IPO323
Lineage: Eukaryota; Fungi; Ascomycota; Dothideomycetes; Mycosphaerellales; Mycosphaerellaceae
Exons: 2
Coding region: 1-3888 (1295 amino acids)
Biological process (GO): intracellular distribution of mitochondria
Cellular component (GO): cytoplasm
Molecular function (GO): protein binding; mRNA binding
Source: RefSeq, a predicted model, not a curated record